Messenger RNA from Colletotrichum truncatum, 1989 nucleotides. RefSeq names its product protease s8 tripeptidyl peptidase. Lineage: Eukaryota; Fungi; Ascomycota; Sordariomycetes; Glomerellales; Glomerellaceae. Gene Ontology annotation, molecular function: tripeptidyl-peptidase activity; serine-type endopeptidase activity. The record is from RefSeq and is a predicted model, not a curated record. Gene Ontology annotation, biological process: proteolysis.
AUGAAGUUUAGUGCUAUCACAACCAUACUCACUGCCCUCACGGCAGUGACUACUGCGAACCCGGUGACAAGGUCGCACAGGCAUGUUGUGCACGAGGAGAGGCACCCCGCGCGGCGGGAAUGGGUCAAGAACCAUCGCUUGCACACUAUGGCCAGGCUACCAGUCCGCAUUGGCCUUUCUCAGUCAAACCUACAUCGCGCCAACGAGUUCAUGAACGAUGUGGCACAUCCCGACUCGCCCAACUACGGCAAACAUUGGACACACGAGGAGAUCAUUGACAUGUUCGCUCCUAAGCAGGAGUCUAUAGCUUUGGUCAUGCAAUGGCUUGAAAGCGAGGGCAUCCACAGAAGUCGCGUUGCUCUCUCCAAAGGCCGAAACUGGGUUCAGUUCAACGGCACAGCUGGCGAAGUCGAGAGGCUUCUCAAAACGGAAUAUCACGUUUACAAGCAUGAACAAGGCCACACCCACAUCGCAUGCGACAAGUACCAUCUUCCAGAGCACCUGGUCGGCCAUGUCGACAUGAUCACCCCGUCAGUGCACUUCGACCAGCGCCUAGGGCAACAGCGAAAGAACACCAAGCACGAACUCUCUGAGGAGCAUGUUGAAGAGCUGAAGAAGCGACAGCUCAAGAAGCGUGAGCUCCUUGAGAAGCGAGAGGUAGCUACUGGCGGCAAGUCGCCGGCUAUCCAGGGUUCUCCAGACGGCGGUUUCGGACCAAAGCAGGGCGCGGUCGUCCAGAAUGCUCUCAUGGACCUUGGUCAGUGCGACUCCAUGAUCACUCCAGAUUGUCUGAGAGCUCUCUACAACACGCCGCCUGGGUCGCUGAAGGCGUCAAACAACACUCUCGGCAUUGUUGAAUACACUCCGCAAGCUUUCCUCCAGUCAGACCUAGACAUGUAUUUCAAAGAGUUUGAGCCUCGACUUUCCGGCAAGCCCCCUAUCGUCACUUUGGUUGGAAACGCCGUCGUGCAGACCCAGAAUCAGAGCUUCAAUUUCAAUGGCGAAUCUGCUCUUGAUUUGGAGUUUGCCAUGGCCAUGAUCUAUCCUCAAACAGCGACACUGUACCAAGUGGGUGACCUUAACCAAGGUGCAAGCUUCAACAACUUUUUGGACGCCAUUGAUGGCAGCUAUUGCAAAUUCCAAGGGGGAGGGUCCAAGGAUCCCAACAUCGACGGCCAGUACGGCGAAAAGGUCUGCGGCUCAGUACCGAUGGUCAACGUCAUUUCCACUAGUUACGGCUUCAACGAAGCAGACCUGGGCCGCAAGUAUGUGGAGCGUCAAUGCGCCGAAUACAUGAAGCUUGGCCUUCAAGGCGUCACGGUGCUGUAUUCUUCUGGAGACUCUGGGGUUGCUGGAAAUGGCCAACAGUGCAUCGAUACACAGACUGGCGCUUACAACGAAGGGAAGGAAGGCAUCUUCAACCCUUCAUUUCCUGGCGGCUGCCCAUGGGUCACGUCUGUUGGUGCUACUCAGAUCUUGGAAGGAUCUACUGUUCACACCCCUGAGAGUGCUUGCCAGAAAGCCAUCUUCUCCGGUGGAGGCUUCUCCAACAUCUUCGCCAUCCCCGACUAUCAGAAGAAGAUGGUCGAUGAGUACUAUAAGAGCAACGCGCCACCGUAUGGCGCAGAUCGGUAUAACAACUCGAAGGCCGUGCGUGGCUUCCCGGAUAUUUCUGCCAACGGCGCAAACUACGUCACGGCCGUCAAUGGCAAGUUUUCGCUAUCGUUCGGCACUUCAGCUUCCGCGCCAGUGGUCGGCUCCAUCAUCAACAUGAUUAAUGAGAAACGCAUCGAGGCCAACAAAAAGCCCGUCGGCUUUAUCAACCCGACGCUUUACGCCCACCCCGAGGUUCUCAACGACGUGACCAAUGGAGAUAACCCAGGGUGCGGCACAAAGGGCUUCUCUGCCGUGCCAGGAUGGGAUCCUGUGACCGGCAUGGGAACACCUAAUUAUAAGGAGAUGGAGAAACUCUUCAUGAGCUUGCCGUGA